CUCCAAGAAUAAAAAAGAAGACAUACGUGUAAAAGGACUAUAAAAGUGAACUCAAUGAUGGCUAAUACAUCAGUCUGCCAAAAUGGGUCCUCGUAAAAGCUUCAUUAUUACUGAUUUCAUAUUGGGCGUCAUCUGCAUUGUCGCUGUCACUGGAGAAUCACAACAACUUCCAACAGUUUACAAUUCAGGACAAUAUAACAACAUCACCUUUGAAUAUAAUCAUGAGGAUAAAGUUAUAAAUACGAAAACUGUAAAUGGAAAAUCUGUGGAUAUUGUUAUUUUACCGAUCAAUAAGAUGGUACCGGUUGAUUUCAUGCCAUCAAAAAAUUUAGAUAAGUUACAUCAAUUUCCGGUAAUAGCAUCUAGUAUAACGUUAUUUGGUCCCUCUCAUAAUGAACCCAUUGAAAUAUUAACAAUUAAAAAACAGCAAACCGCAGCUGCCAGUGAUGGUGAUGAAAUGACAACAUACAAAACUCGCGUUUACUCUAAUGCCAGUAGCGAUAGAAUCAUGUAUCACGGGUACAACAGGCGUUUAGUAUGGAGUCAACUUAUGGGUGUUGUACUCAAGAAAGAGGUUGCAGAUACGAUAUACAAAGGCGCGCCGGUAUUCUCGUCUAAUACAAAAAAAAUUAUAUCCUUUAUAACUGCUCGUGAAGAGUACACUACUGAGGAUGGUGAGGAACUUGUUCUUUUUCCAUUAACCGCAAUUAAACCUAAAGGUUAUUCAUCAGGACAAAGUCUACAUGAAUCCACAGAAGAUAUUUUACAAUACGACACCCAGGGUAAAUUUUCCGUAUACGGUAGACGUAUGAUGCCGUAUACUGAAUUGAAAGCUUACAUUGAAACGGUCGUGACCCCGGAAAAUAUCCAAAACAGUCGAACGAAAAAACACGAAUCUGUCGUAUUUUAUGGUAAGAAUGAUGUUACUCUCACAUGUGUUCAGGGUGACGUCGAAAUUGCGAGAACUCGAAUCGCCUGCAACUUAAUAAAACCCGCUGUGCAGUAGUUAAAAAAAAAAAGAAAAAGAUUAUCUGGAUCUUUAUUGCAUGAAAAUGUCAUAUUUCAUGUGAAAAUUAUUAAAUAAUUUCGAGAAAAUGCAAAAAAGGAUUCAAACCCCAUAGGUACAUAGAAAUUUAAAAACUCUCAAUAAACAUUUCAAUUCAAUAUUAUAUCUGAAUGUUAUCUAUGAAAUAAAAAGAAAAAAAUUAGAAACUUUUACUUAAAAAUAUGAAUUAAAACUACCAAAAUUAUAUUGUAAACUUAAAACAUUCUGGAAAUUGUGUAAUAUUGUUACUAUUUUGUGAAUUUAAUUUGUAUUUACAUUUAAUAAUUUUUAUUAUUUAAAUGUGGAAAAAAUAUGAACUGCAUUAGUAAACUUGACUACAUAUUUAGUAAAUUUUAUUAUUCCGUUUAGUGACUUUUACUAUUUCAUAAUAGAAAAAACAAAAUUAAAUUUUUAUUAGUUUUUCAACUUUUUAUUAUUACUACUGUUAAUAUUUUGAUUAUUAUUAUUAUUUAUGUUAUCUAUUUUAAUUCCGGGUCGAAAAAUUCGAUCUGAUUUUAGUCUAACUGAACUGUAUUUAAACUACUUGGUCUGUUAUUGAACUUCUAUAAAAAUUGUAAUCUGUUCUGGAUUUAUCUGGACCGAAAAAUUUGAUUUGAUUUUAGUCUAAUUGGACUAUUUAAUCUGUUUUUGAUAUUUUACAAAAAUUUUUAGCUGUUUUCGUCCUGUUGCUUUGAAAAACAAUUGCGUUACGGGCAGACCAAACUAGAUUCAUUCUUGAACUUUAAAAAUUUUAGUUCUGAAAAUUUGCAAGGACAAAACUGGAUUUAAUCAUGGACUUGGAAGAUUUUUAUGUAUGGACAAUAUUUAUAAAGAAAAUAUUAAGCUACAGAAUUAA
Molecule: messenger RNA, 1901 nt
Organism: Microplitis demolitor
Lineage: Eukaryota; Metazoa; Arthropoda; Insecta; Hymenoptera; Braconidae
Exons: 2
Coding region: 83-1006 (307 amino acids)
Molecular function (GO): nuclease activity
Source: RefSeq, a predicted model, not a curated record